AGAUCAACAGCUUGACAGACCUUCUGGCCAAAGAUGCGACCUCGACUGACCCUGGACGGGUUAUCAACGUCUCCUCUGUCGCAAGUAUCAGCGUAUCUGCCGCUGACAGUCGACUGGCCGGCGAAGGACACGGGCUCUGGAGCUGUGAGUUUAGUUUGGAGAGUGAGAAGGGCCGGUUGUCGCUGACGAUCCGGAUUCCACAGACCAUACUUCUAAAGCGGCAGUGA
This is a messenger RNA of Acaulospora colombiana, 227 nucleotides long. NCBI's taxonomy places the organism in Eukaryota, Fungi, Glomeromycota, Glomeromycetes, Diversisporales, Acaulosporaceae. The record is from the annotation of a GenBank genome assembly.